Cucumis melo (muskmelon) is the source of this 1917-nucleotide messenger RNA. Its product is annotated as rRNA-processing protein EFG1. Lineage: Eukaryota; Viridiplantae; Streptophyta; Magnoliopsida; Cucurbitales; Cucurbitaceae. The record is from RefSeq and is a predicted model, not a curated record. The coding region runs from base 242 to 1351 and encodes 369 amino acids. Gene Ontology annotation, biological process: maturation of SSU-rRNA from tricistronic rRNA transcript (SSU-rRNA, 5.8S rRNA, LSU-rRNA). The transcript is spliced from 7 exons. Gene Ontology annotation, cellular component: nucleolus; preribosome, small subunit precursor.
AUUAAGAAGAUCGUCCCGAAAGAAAAUCCAAAAAGUUAAAAAGAGAAAAAACUCAUGUUGGGAGAGUGAAACAAAGAGAGAGAUAUCCCUCUCCGCCUCCGGUGCUAUGAACACACCGGUCUGGUGCUGAGAGUCUCUUCGCAAAACCCUUGCCCUUCAAACCACGUUCUAGGGCACAAUCUGACAAUCACAAUCCCCCCUCUGCCCCUCCUCUUCUCCCUUAUCUCCUUUUUUCCCAACCAUGGCCCAUGGUGGCUACGGCAAGCGCAGGGUCAACCCGGCGGCACGCCGAUCGAAGGGUUUGGCCGUUGAAAAGAAGCCCAAGUCCGUCUCCCUCAAGAACCAAAUUCGAUCUGCCGAGCGCAUGCUUCGCAAGAAUUUACCUGCUGAAGUGAGGGACGCUCAAGAAAAGAAGUUGGAAGGACUUAGAAAACAGCAAGAAAUUCAUUCUCGGUUGGCAGUUGAGCGCAAAAUAUUCUUGCGCGACAGGAAGAUAAAAUUUUUUGAGAGGAGAAAAAUUGAAAGAAGAAUUAGGCGGCUUGAGAAACUUCAGCGUGCUCCAUCUGGCCAGUUUCAAGAUUCAGAUGUUGCAGAUCAACUGUCUAAGUUGAAAGAGGAUCUUGAAUAUGUCAGGUUCUUUCCCAAAACAGAAAAAUAUGUAGCUUUAUUUACCGGAAGUGAUGAUUCAGACAUGGUUGAUAGGAGAAAGAAGUUACGUGAGCAGAUUAAAGCCAAUUUGAUUGCUGCGGCGGCUAGUGGAAAGGAUUUAGAAGAGACCGGUAGUGAGGAUGAUGGGUUGCUUGACAUGAGCGAGGAUGAUUUCUUCUUAUGUGGCAGCUCAAGUGAUGAAGCAGAUGCAGAUGAUGAGUGGACAGAUAAAAGUACAAGGGAACAAGCUUCCAGUACUUCCGGCAAAGCAGCAUCCGGCAUGUCUAGUGAUGAAAAAAAUCAUCAGAGGCAGAUUUCUGCCAGAGCCUUGAUGCCUCCUCCUCGUCCUACCAAAUCAUUUUCAAGUUCAGCUCAAGCUUGGACAAAAGCUGGAUCUUCGUUGAGAAAAUCUUCCACAAAUCACAGGGCUGAAUUUUCUACAUCCAGCAAUACAUCAGGUGGUAGAAGUGGAUCUUUUAAAGCUAGGGGAUCCUCAAACUCCUCGCAUACAGGUCAGAGCAGUAAUAUAAGUUCCAAUUCUGAUGCACACAAACCCAGAAGAAAGAGGAGGCCAAAAAAGAAAAAACAACAGGUAUACCCCUUUUUACCAAAAAUUCAUUCCUUCACGCUAAUAUUUGUCUUCUACUUCAUUAACUCCUGUGCUAUGAUAAUUGAAAUUCAAUAUUCGGAAAAUUCUUAUUGAAAUUACCUGAUAAUUAUAGCAGUAUAGCAAGUAUAAAUGUAUAAUGCAUAUUCCUAGUCUCGAUCCCCUUCUCAUAUAUCCUUGUAAGAAGUUGGCUGUUGCUUCAAAGUCCUCUCACUCCCCAGUUCCCACCAUACACACACUUGUGAAUUAUUUAUUUCCAUGUGCUUGUGAAAGUACUUUGUACCAUUGACCAGUCCCCUUUUCACAGGUAUGAUAGAUUGGCCUUGGUGCGCUGUAACAUUACAAGCCUAAACCUGACUUCUGAAGCGGAUUCUGAAUUUAACCCUUCGAUGAAAGUAUCUUAUCUUAUCGGUUCUCGACCCUUUUGGCGGUUUGCUCUGCAUAUAUCAAGGGUUUCAGAAAAAUUAUUUCCUUUAGUUGUGUAAUGAUCUCUAUGAUCUUUUAUUGUGGCUCUUUUUUUUCCCCUUGUUUUCUUUCCUUUUGGAUCAUCAGAAAAAUCUUCACAGGUUGUGGUUUUGGGUGGUUUUCUUUUCUAUACGGUUGAAACUUGUAAUGAAACCUGAAUCUUAUAUACCAUGCUUACUCUGUGGCCUUCGUCAAAA